Sugiyamaella lignohabitans is the source of this 1461-nucleotide messenger RNA. RefSeq names its product mitogen-activated serine/threonine-protein kinase SLT2 (gene SLT2). Gene Ontology annotation, biological process: intracellular signal transduction; protein phosphorylation. Gene Ontology annotation, cellular component: cytoplasm; nucleus. The record is from RefSeq and is a predicted model, not a curated record. Gene Ontology annotation, molecular function: MAP kinase activity; ATP binding. NCBI's taxonomy places the organism in Eukaryota, Fungi, Ascomycota, Dipodascomycetes, Dipodascales, Trichomonascaceae. The transcript has a single exon. Bases 1 to 1461 code for a protein of 486 amino acids.
AUGAUAAAAGCAGAGCGACACGUCUACAAGGUCUUUAACCAGGACUUUACUAUCGACAAGAGGUUCCAUAUUACUAAAGAAUUGGGCCAUGGCGCCUAUGGUAUUGUCUGUGCAGCUAGGUGCCCUGGUUCACCAGAAAUACCGGGAAUCGCCAUUAAAAAAGUCACGAAUAUUUUCUCAAAAAAGAUUCUUUGUAAGCGAGCUUUGAGAGAACUCCGUCUUCUGAACCAUUUCAGAGGCCACAAGAACAUUACAUGUCUGUAUGAUAUGGACAUUGUAGAUACAAACAACUUCAAUGAACUAUAUCUCUAUGAAGAGUUGAUGGAAUGUGACAUGCACCAAAUCAUUAGAUCACAGCAACCUCUUACUGACGCUCACUAUCAGAGCUUCAUUUACCAGAUUCUGGUGGGGUUAAAAUACAUCCACUCUGCCAAUGUGUUACACAGGGACCUGAAACCCGGUAAUCUACUAGUGAACGCAGACUGUGAAUUAAAAAUAUGUGAUUUUGGUCUUGCGAGAGGCUUUUCUAGCGAUCCCGAACGAAAUGCUGGCUUUCUAACCGAAUACGUAGCAACUAGAUGGUACAGAGCUCCUGAAAUUAUGCUUAGUUUCCAGAGCUAUACUAAAGCAAUCGAUAUCUGGUCUGUGGGAUGUAUUCUUGCUGAACUUCUUGGAGGUAAACCCUUUUUCAAGGGCAAAGAUUAUGUUGACCAACUCAAUCAAAUUCUUCAUUAUCUUGGCACUCCAUCCGAAGAAACGCUUCAACGCAUUGGAUCGCCAAGAGCUCAAGAAUAUGUUCGCUCUUUGCCCUACAUGCCACGAAUUCCAUUUGAGUCACUAUUUCCCAAUGCCAACCCUGAAGCAUUAGACUUGCUUAAUAAGAUGCUAGCAUUUGACCCUGCUGAUAGAAUUACUGUCGAAGAAGCUCUUGAGCACCCAUAUCUCAGGAUAUGGCACGACCCAGCUGAUGAGCCCGUGUGUCCUAGUGAAUUUGAUUUUUCGUUUGAGGCUGUGGAUGAUAUGGACCAGAUGAGACAGAUGAUUCUUGAUGAGGUCAUGAAGUUCAGGGAGAUGGUUAGACAGCCCAUUCCAAACCAGCGUCAACAAGAGGAAGCAGAAGCCCAGGCUCACGCACAUGCUCAAGCUCAAGCUCAAGCACAAGCUCAAGCACAGGCUCAAGCAGAAGCCCAAGCUCAAGCCCAAGCACAAGCUCAGGCUCAGGCUCAGGCACAAGCACAGCAAUACGCAGACUCCUCAUUGGCUGUGGAGUACACCUCACCUAUUUCUAUGGAUCAACAACACUCUUUGAAUGCUGCUUUUUCGCGUACUGACCAACUUGGUAUCCCUUCUGAAGAGUUUCGCUACCAGGACCAGCCUCCCAAGCCUCAAGAAAACGUUGGUGCUCCAGCGUCCGCAUUCGAUCUUGAACGAGAGCUCGAGUUUGGGCUUGAUGCAAGAUAG